AGAGGUAGAGCAGUUUAGUAUUUCAUAAAAUUUUACAAAGUUAACAUACAAAAAAAAAAUUAAUGAUAAUUCUAAUUAUGUCUCCUUAUUAUUAUUUUUUUUCAAUAAUUUUUUUACUACAAAAAAAAUGUUCGACUCAGGAUUUAGAGGAAAUGAAUUUAGGGCCAGAACAUGUUUUGAAAAUUGGGGAAAAUUGUCAACGUGACUAUCAGUGUAUGAAAAAUGCGUACUGUCGAUCGCAAUCUACUUGCAUGUGUGAUCCUCCAUAUACCGCGAGCAUUGAUGGUACUGUUUGUCAUGCAGCAUCGGGAACAAUUUGCGGACCUCAAAUUGAGGAUUGUUCGACAAUGUCCAAUUCUGCAUGCAUACAAGGUGUCUGUACAUGCAAAGACAAUUAUUUUUUAGACAUUAAUAAUUCAUCAAAUUGUAUUAACAGACCAUCACGAGUUGGUGAUAUUUGUCAACGUACUGACGAAUGUGCUGACGCACUAGACGGUGCACUUUGUGUUAAUAAUAAAUGUAAAUGUUAUGGUAAUUUUAUAUUCGUCAAUCAAACUGGAAAAUGUAUCCAAGCCUUAGGAAUUUAUAUGCCAUGUAAACAUGACUAUCAAUGUUAUGAGGAAGGAAAAUCUGAUGGACUUAUUUGUCGUGAUGGUGAAUGUGCUUACAAAACUAAUGGAGGGUCGUCAAUUUUUUCUACUCAUCUGCUGACUUUGGCAAUUGGAUGUUUUUUAAUUAUUUUUUAAUUAGAAAAUAAAAGGGAUUCUUAAAAUUUUUUUACUAAUUUUUAUAUAUUCUUAUAUAUUUAUUAGAAUACUUUUUUGUAAAAUAAAUUUAAAAUUAUUAAAUAUGGGAACUGUUUUAUUUUGCCGCAUUUUUUUUUUAUUUU
Messenger RNA from Microplitis mediator, 889 nucleotides. Its product is annotated as prion-like-(Q/N-rich) domain-bearing protein 25. The transcript has 6 exons. The record is from RefSeq and is a predicted model, not a curated record. Lineage: Eukaryota; Metazoa; Arthropoda; Insecta; Hymenoptera; Braconidae. The coding region runs from base 63 to 746 and encodes 227 amino acids.